AAGAAAUGGCAGGAAGAAUUGAAAAAGUUUAGUUAACCUUUUGUCCCCCGAUUUACUGUUUGCCUUUGGGAUUUCGCGCAAUUUUUUUGAUUGAAUUUUUAUGGAAGUAAACUCAAAAUUCAAAAUUCAUUCGGCAAAUUUAUAAAUAAUUUAAAAAGAUGAAGAGUAGCGAGUCUUAUGAAAUAUGUGUACGAUAAUGCAAAAUAGUUAUAAAUGUAUAGUUAAAUAAUAUAUAACUUUAAUUGAAUUUAUAUACCAUUUAUAAAUUUGUUGCCAAAUGAAGGCUCAAUCUAUAAAGAUCAUUGCCCAAAACACGAGCAAUUUAAAUUCUCAAAUGAAUUGCCAUCUUACUGGGUCAUAUUAAACGUAAACUCAAAAAUUGCUGAAUAUAAACUGAACGCAAAUUUUGGGUAUGAAUAAAAGUACACCUUGUUGAUCAUGUGGGAAAAUUUCAGAGCCUCUAUUUAGUUUAGUUUAGAAAUUUUAUUAAAAUCUUAGUCAAUGUCAACAGUCAACUUAACCAUAUACUUCAUGAUUCAGAACUUUUACCAAUUUUUCAAUCAUACAUUUUAUCAACUUUUAUCGAAAUUUACUAUUUGAUUUUAAACACAAUCAAUCUGGGGUAUAGUUUCCACCUUCUAUAGCAAAUUUUGUAUUAUUUUGUCACUAAAAUAAGUUGGCGAUUAGAUAUUGGUCAUGAAAUAAAAAAAUCGAAAUAAUGAUAUGUCAUCAAAUUAUUUUACAGGGACGGUCUCUAAUAGAUUCUAAAAAUUAAAAUGAAUAUAUUAUAAGGUUGAAUUAUAACUUUUCUUGAUAGCUACACUCUCAUUUUCAUUCUAAAUGAUGCAUUGUCCACACUACAUUAAUGUACGUACUUGUCAAUCAUUAAUAACCUUUAUUACUUAUUUUUGGAUAUACGUAGGUGUAAGAUCAGUGGACAUAAAUCGAAAGCAAAGCAAGGUAACAGUAAGUGGAUACAUGGAGCCAAACAAGGUCUUAAAUCAAGUGAAAAGCACGGGAAAGAAAGCUGAAAUUUGGCCAUACGUUCAAUACAAUUUGGCGUAUUAUCCAUAUGCUCCUGGAGCCUAUGACAAAAGAGCACCAUCUGGGUACGUUAGAAAUGUUGUACAGGCAUUUCCAAGCCCUAAUGCUCCUGCUGAGAAGUACACUUCAAUUUUCAGUGAUGAAAAUGUUAAUGCAUGUUCAGUUAUGUGAAGUGAUUAUUAUUCGAAUUAAUAUCUAUAAGAACGUUUAAUUAGAAGUUUGAUUAGGGUUUUCAAUUGAAAGGGACGUUUCAAUUUUAUUAGUGGUUUGGUUUGGUUGUAGAACGAGAUUGCUUGUUACAUAAACAUGAUAUAUCUUAU
Olea europaea var. sylvestris is the source of this 1364-nucleotide messenger RNA. Its product is annotated as heavy metal-associated isoprenylated plant protein 21-like. Bases 841 to 1215 code for a protein of 124 amino acids. The transcript has a single exon. Lineage: Eukaryota; Viridiplantae; Streptophyta; Magnoliopsida; Lamiales; Oleaceae. The record is from RefSeq and is a predicted model, not a curated record. Gene Ontology annotation, molecular function: metal ion binding.